Didymodactylos carnosus is the source of this 1296-nucleotide messenger RNA. The record is from the annotation of a GenBank genome assembly. Lineage: Eukaryota; Metazoa; Rotifera; Eurotatoria; Philodinida; Philodinidae.
AUGUUUAAAUCGACUGGUAGACAAUGUCCGCAUGAAGUUCAAGUAAAACAAACGACAGCAGAAUGUGGUGUAAAGUUUAAAUGUCCUAUAUGUGGUGAAAUAUUGUAUAUCACACCUGAAAAUGGCGAAUUAAAUAAUCGAACAAAUGAACUACGAGAAUCACUUGAACUAUUACCAUCUCUUGUUCCAUUACGCAUUCGAUGUCAUCAAAAACUUGAUGAAUGGAAAGAUAAUAUAAUUGAAAGUAUCUACGAAAUACAUCGAUCAAAAUUUAAUGAAAUCAAUUCUAUUUAUGAAGAACUUGCUGAAGAAAUAAUCAAAUUUAAAGCAAAAAGUGUUCGUGAAUUAGAUAUGCCAAUGAGAGAUUGUAAACCAGAAAAUUUUGAAAAUAUUCAAGAUGAAAUCAAUCGAUUUAAAAAUAAAACAUUAAUGGAUGUUGUUUAUGAAAAGAUACCAAUAUAUGAUAAAUUAAAAAUAACAACAAUUAAAAGUAAACAAAAGGAAAAUCAAUUUGAUUUAACAUGUUUAAAACCGAUAAAAACAAUACCAUUACGAACAACAAGUACAUGUUUGGUAUCAUCUGGAUUAUAUUUAUUAAUUAAACAAACUGAACAAGUUUGUGUAAUAUUUGAUCAAAAUGAUAAUAAAAUACAUGAAUUCAAUACGACUGAUAUUAUCUACGAUUUAUGUUGGUCAUCGUACAUGAAUAUGUUUCUUGUUUUAUGUAAAAGUUUAUUAUUAACAUGUGAUCCAAAUCGAACAUUUCAAUUGAAUAUUGUCAGAGAAAUGAAUGCUAGCACGAAAUGUAGAGAAAAUGAUCCCUGGUCAAUUAGUGUUCAUAAUUCAGAUGCAUAUGUUGUCUAUAGUAGUGGCAUAAUUCAUCGAUUUAAAAUAUCAAAUUGGGAAAUAAUUGAUCAAUGGUCUUCGAACGAAAUAUUGAAGAAAACAGAUUAUGCUGUUUGUUCUAUUAGAAAUAAUGGUACCUAUUGUGGUUUGUUAAUUCUUCAAAAAGAUCUUCAUUGGAGAAUUGAUUUGUUCGAUUUUGAUAUGGUGCAACAACGCUAUGGUUUACCCAUUGAUCAAGCACCAGAUGAAUGUUCUCUGUGGGUAAAUUUAACAGUAUUACACAACGAUGAAUGGUUAUUUUGUAAUAAGUAUUCAAACAAGGUCUAUUUAAUCGAUAGUGAGGGUAAAAUCAAACAAAUUGGUAAAAAUUGCACCGGCGCUUGUUUGAUGAAUGAUCAAUGUGUAGGAAUUGUUACAACGGAGCCACAGUUAGAAAUUAUUAAAUUAUAA